This is a messenger RNA of Ruditapes philippinarum (Manila clam), 1271 nucleotides long. RefSeq names its product ATP synthase F(0) complex subunit B1, mitochondrial-like. Gene Ontology annotation, biological process: proton motive force-driven ATP synthesis. Gene Ontology annotation, molecular function: proton transmembrane transporter activity. Bases 111 to 1010 code for a protein of 299 amino acids. The record is from RefSeq and is a predicted model, not a curated record. NCBI's taxonomy places the organism in Eukaryota, Metazoa, Mollusca, Bivalvia, Venerida, Veneridae. The transcript has 7 exons.
AAUGCAACAUUAAAAUGAAGACGUAAAAAUUUACCUGUUUACGAUAGCAUAUCCGAGGCUACGGCCAACAAUUUUGUGACCUUGCCGGCUGAAUUCGUAAACCCAGAAAUAUGCUGUCGACACUUGCAGUGAAGAAAUUAAUGCCAAAAGCGUUCAGCGGUGUAAGGGUACUUUCCAUUACACCAUGCCGACAGGCGGCAGCUGUUGCACAAAGCUCGGAUGCUCAAGUUGCAAAAGCCCAACCAUUGGCGCAAUAUGAAGAUCUUUAUCCAAGCUCCGAAAAUAUCCCAAUAUCUUUAGAAGAGAAGGUUGCUAACUGGAAGAGAGCUAAUGAAAUCUUUUUUGGUCCGGAACGUGAUUUAAAAAAUUUCCCACAUCCUGUUAUGCCAGUCACAGUUGCCGAGACAUACCACUUUGGAAUUAUACCAACAAGAUGGUUUAAGGCACUUUAUCCCAAGCUUGGUGUCAGUGGUGGCUACACAGUCACUCUUGGAACAAUUCUAUUUCUUCUCAGCAAGGAGCUUUUUGUAUUGACCUAUGAAACCAUUGAGUUGAUAGCCUUAUUCAGCAUAUUGAAUGCUGUGCGCUGGAAGUGGGGAGAUAACAUAAAAAACUUUUUGGACAGGAAACAAAAAGAAAAAAUGGAUUUUCUGUACCACACUCCAUUGCAUGAAGCAACAAAAGGCUACAAAACUGAACUUACUCAGAUCAAUACUGAAAUUGAGAGAAAAGAAGCUAUCCCAACUAUCUUUGAGGCUAAACGGGAACAAGUUGAUCUACAGCUAGAAGCUGAAUACAGGGAACGAUUGGCUAAUGUUUAUGCUACGGUCAGAAAUCGUCUGGAGUACCAGGCAGAUUUGGAACACACAGUUCGAUCUUUUGAGCAGACCCAUAUGGUAAACUGGAUUGUGAACAGUGUGAAAAAAGGAAUCACACCACAGCAGGAGAAAGACAGCAUUGCAAGCUGUAUUCGCACAUUGAAGGGCUUGUCGGCCACAGCAUCUAUUUAAAUAACGGAGAAAUCACUAACUGUAGUUGUUUUAUGAUGAUAACAUAGUUUAAUAUUGUGUUUACAAAUACGAAAUUAUUUCAAUUUUCAUCACAGAAAGUUCGUACCAUGUAUGGUUUUGGUUUUCGAUGCCAAAAUAAUUUCUUCAUUAAAAGUGAACAUGGAACUUUUUAUAGACUUCAUUUUGAGAGAUUGACAAAAAUGUAAGAGUUGAUAUUUAAACAAAAAUUUGUUUGAGGAAUUAAAGAAUUUGUAUGUUGAA